Meloidogyne enterolobii is the source of this 1519-nucleotide messenger RNA. NCBI's taxonomy places the organism in Eukaryota, Metazoa, Nematoda, Chromadorea, Rhabditida, Meloidogynidae. The record is from the annotation of a GenBank genome assembly.
AAUGAUUAGACGUCGCAAAAUUCAAGUAAAACCAAACCAGUGUUUAUCCAAACCUAAAAAUAAUGAAGAAGAAAAUGAAGAUAAAAGUAAACGGUCGAAAGGAGAAGAAUCGACAACAACAACAGCAACAACAGUUGAAACAACAAUAAUACCAAUAAUAUUUACUUCUUCAAAUCCCCAGACAAAUACAACAUCGGAAAUAGUAGUCCCUCAAUUAAGUCAAGAAGACCAAUUAAAUAGACAACAGACAAUUAAUUGUGAAGAAACAAAUAAUCAGAAUAAUAAUAGUCAUAAUGUUGUCUCUACAACAUCUUCAUUGGAAACAAUUAUUGUUACGAGUACUGAUCACAGCCGUGGGAUAAAUACUGUUGUCAAUGUCAACUCAAAUAUUAGUGUUUUACAGCUUCCGGAAAGUUUUGAUAGAAAUGUUCCGGAAAGUGUUGUACAUGAGAAACAGACAUCAAAUAAUCGAAUUCAUUUACCGCCAUUAUUGUCUUCUUCAAGAACUUCCCAACAACAACAAAAUACUUAUAAUAGUUAUUGUAAUUUAUCGGAAAGUUAUGGUUCUCCUCAAAAAUUGGAUAAAAGUGAUUCUACUUUAAGUGAAAAAAGAUCUAGAGAAAGACCGAAAGAGAAAUUAUGCGAUACAAAAAAGUUUACAAUGGCUGAUUUGGUUAAAUGGCGUCCUAAAACAGAAAAUACAUUCAGAAAGAAGUGGUCCACAAAACGUAAAAAUGAUGAGGAGGAAAAAGCUUCAAUACUUUCAAAAACGGAUGAAUCUGCCGAUGAUUUAUCAACUAGUAAAUCUUUGACACCUAAAAAGGGAAUUAAUAUUGAUGAAGAAAAAGAGGAGAAACCGCCAACUUCAGGGCCUAGAGUCAGAAUAAAUGAACAAGGAGAAAUGGUAGUAGAUGAAGAUUCUUUAAUUGUUAUGCAAAAUCCAGAAAAUGUUCAACUGGAGACUGUUAUAAAUAAUGAUGCUGGUCCAAAGAAAUUGACAUCUAUGAGCUUUAGAAAGAGAAGUCGAGGGUCUAUUUGGAAUGUUUUGGAGACUGAUUUGUUUUAUGAAGUAUUAGCAGCAACAGGGACUGAUUUUGGUUUAAUGCACGAAUUUAUUCCAAAUCGUUCCCGGGUGGAAUUGAAACAAAAAUUUAAUAGGGAACAUCGUAUAAAUCCGAGACGGAUGGAUGAGGCUUUACGACACCCAGUCCUUUUGGAUGGACGCCUUCGUCAGCGAGUGGAACGAUUUCAUGCAGAACUGGCUAAAUAAGGAAAUAUUUUGUUUUGUGCUUUUUGGAGGACGAUAAGUUUAAUUUUUUCAAUUUUGAAAAUUCUCUUUUGACAUUUUUGAAAUUUUUUUUCGAGAUUUUUUUUCAAUUUAAAUUGUGUUAAAGUAUAUUUAAAUAUUUUUUUUUGAUUAAAAAAAUUAAUUCCUGUAUAUAAUUUGUGGUAUGUCUGGUUAAGGAAGGGGGUUUUUUUUGAGAGAGUCGUUUUUUCAACUUAAUUGUGGGAUUUUUGG